CAUUAGUCGUUUUUUCUUCGAGCAAAUGUGUUACUUUCAUAUUUCUUAUAUACGCAAACGCGUGUAAGUUAUACGUUUUGUCUUUGUGUAUUUAACGUGUCACCUAAACUGUAAAAUUAUUGUGUUCCGAAGAGUGUAAACACAGCUUUGGGAGAAACAGAAAUGGUGAUGCAAGUGAAAAUGUGUAUGUUAACAUAUAAAGUCAUGGGAAGAUUAACGAUAUAUUUAUCUGAGCGUGUGUACGUCCGUGAUUAUUGAUAUCAUUUAGAGUAAUAUGUUAUACCAUUCAAAGUUAAAUAUGAUAUGUAAUUAUAUCAAACAAAGUAGUAAAACAGAAUAAUGCAUGUGAAAGAUUAAUGCAAAAUAAAUUUCUGUAAAAUAUAUAUAUAAAGUAAGGAGGAAAGGAAAAUUGGGUUUAAUUUCAAACAGCAAGGCUUAAAAUGCAUCAAUUUCAUAAUACAAACAAUUAUAAAGGUGUGGAUACUGCAGCUUUGAAGAAGUUUGGUCAAACUUGUGCAAAAACUCCCACAGUUGUCGGUCUUCAGCUCAGGAAAAUUCGAGACCCACAGAUUAUAAUAAUUCGGAAUAAAUAUACAAAAGAAAUCGUGGAUUUGGAGGAGCUUGUCGGCCAUACAGUGACUCAGAGGAACUGGAAAGGCAUUGUGAUAGCAUUGGUUGUGAUAAUUGUUGUUUGUGCUCUUAUAGUCGCUACAAUUCUACUUAUAUCUCCAGGUGAAGAUGAUGAAAGCACGAAAGCAAAGUUUACAUUUGAAGACUUCAUGAGUAGAAAAUACUCCCCUAGAUCCUUCUAUUAUACUUGGAUAAAAGAUGUUGACGCCUUUUAUUACAAGAAUGAUGAUGGUGCUGUUUUACGAUAUAAUUGCUCAACUAACUCCUCCAAUAUUAUUAUGGAUAACUCCACAUUUAAAGAGUUGGAAACUUCCAGUUAUACUAUAUCGCCUGGAGAAUAUUUUGCAUUGCUGCCUUAUGAAAUCAAAAAGAUAUAUAGACAUUCCUCUAGUAAAAAAUACAAAGUUGUGAAUUUACAAACUAAAGAUGCUACAAAUUUACAAGGACCAAGAGGCCAGACAUUCCAGUAUGUAUCCUGGUCACCAACCGUGGACGGUGUGGUGUUUGUUCAGGAUAAUGACGUAUAUUAUAGACGUAAUAUAUAUGGCGAAGAAGGUGAAUUCCGUGUAACAACCACUGGUAAACCAGAUGAAAUUUUUAAUGGUGUACCAGACUGGGUAUUUGAGGAGGAAAUAUUAUUCACAGACAAUGCAAUUUGGUGGUCACCUUCGGGUCAUUAUUUUGCGUUUGCUUCAUUUAAUGACUCAGAAAUAGGCUUGUUUGAUCUUACAUAUUACGGCGAUUUAAAGAACCAGUAUGUUGAAAAUAAGAAAUUAUUAUACCCUAAGGCUGGCACAACAAACCCAACAUUUUCGUUACAUAUAUUCAACACACAUACAAACGCAACUAUAAAUAUAGAUGCGCCCGAAGCUCUCCGAGAUAUCGAUCAUUAUUUCACGAGAGUCACGUGGCAGAAUGAUGACCAUGUUCAGAUAAUAUGGUUAAAUAGACCACAAAAUAUGUCAAUAAUAACUAUAUGUAGUGCUCGAGAUGGAUCCUGCAUUGAGAAUUUCAGAUUUACAGCACCGUCAGGCGGCUGGGUUGAUUUGUACGUAAAUCCAACAUUUACGGCUGACGGAGGUCAUUAUUUCCUGAUAUUACCACAGCGUGAGGGAGAUGCGGGUUAUUACCGACAUAUAGUAAAGAUAGACGCUUCUGUAACCGUUAAUAUUCCAGCAGGUAUCUAUGGUAGAACAGCUGUUAUAACAACCGGUUUGUUUGACGUUAUAUCGAUAAGUAGAUACGAUGAAACUGCAAAGCAAAUAUAUUAUCUAGCAUACAAAACAGGUGAUCCCACAUCUAGACAUCUUUUCAGAACUAGCACAGAACCCGGAUCUGAUUUUCAAAAACCAGUCUGUAUCACGUGCUCAAUCUCCAAAGACUGUGAUUGGAUAAGCGCAGAUUUCCCGGAUGUAGGGGAUAGGUUUAUGCUGCAGUGCCUUGGUCCAGGUAUACCUACGUAUACACUGAGAUCCUUGACUUCCAAUACAGUAAUUACAUUUGAAGACAAUAAGGACAAAGCCGAGGAGUUGAAGAACAUUGCGCUUCCAAGAAUCAAAAUUAUGCAGGUGCCCUUAAAUGAUAAAGAAAUGAUGUGGGCGAAAUUAAAGCUGCCGGUAGAACUGAAAGAAGAUGAAGAAAUCAAAUUCAACUUGCUCACAGAUGUAUAUGGCGGCCCAAGUUCUCAAAAGGUAACUAAGAGAUUCACACUGGAUUGGGACGAAUAUUUAGCCAGCUCACACGGCAUCAUCAUUGCCAAUGUUGACCCACGUGGUACAGGUGGGCGUGGCGAUUCUUGGCGGCAUGCUAAUUAUAGACAUUUAGGGACAACAGAGGUGGACGACACUAUUGUUGCAGCAAGAUAUUUUAACAAAUUGAAGUAUGUCAGUGAUAAACAUGCUAUAUGGGGUUGGUCAUAUGGUGGAUUUCUAACUGGUUUGGCCUUAGCACGUGGCACGGGUGUCUUUGAUUGUGGGAUAACCGUGGCGCCCGUCACCGACUAUAGAUAUUACGAUAGUGUGUACACGGAGAGAUACAUGGGCAUGCCAUCCGCAGACGACAAUCUGGAAGGAUAUGAGGCGACAAACAUUUCCAAGUUUGCGGAACAAUUUAGGAAAUCAAAGUUUAUGAUUGUACAUGGUACGGGGGAUGAUAAUGUUCAUUUCCAGAACACAGUUCAGUUGAUUCGGGCACUUACGGAAGCUAACGUAUAUUUCCGAUCUCAGAUCUACACAGAUCAGCAACAUAGUAUAAACGGAGGUAACUCUCGCAGGCAUCUAUGGAACACGUUAGAAGAUUUCCUCUUCCAGUGUUAUGGAGGGACCAGGACACGGCUUGAUGAGUUGAAUAAAGAAUCAUCAGAAAAAGACGAUAUGGAGGACGAAUAAUUUCCAGUAUUGAAUGAAAUAGAUAUAUUGAGAUGUUUGCUAAUAUAAGCGGAUUACUUUUCCUCCUUGGAAAUUCUAUCGGCAUUAUAAUUAAACAGACAUUUUUCAUAUUUGGAGCAAUUUGGAACGUUUUGAUCAAAAUAAUAUGACUAUUCCAUACAUGGAAUAUGACUUUUCCAUUUUUCAGAGACAAUUGCUUUUACAACUAUUUCCAUCUUCGGAACAAAUUCCUAUUCAAUCAUACAAUACUGGGAUUCUCAUCUUCAGAACAAAUUGCCAUUAUAUUCAUAGAGUCGGAACAAAUUGCCAUUUCAUUCAUAGAGUCGGAACAAAUUGCUGUUUCAGUCAUAGAAUAAUGAAAUAUUCUCCGUUUCGGAACAAAUUGCUAUUCAAUUCAUAGAAUAGUGAAACUCUCACCUUCGGAACAAAUUGCUGUUCUAU
Ruditapes philippinarum (Manila clam) is the source of this 3458-nucleotide messenger RNA. Its product is annotated as dipeptidyl peptidase 4-like. The transcript is spliced from 26 exons. The record is from RefSeq and is a predicted model, not a curated record. Gene Ontology annotation, molecular function: dipeptidyl-peptidase activity; serine-type peptidase activity. Gene Ontology annotation, biological process: proteolysis. Bases 441 to 3017 code for a protein of 858 amino acids. NCBI's taxonomy places the organism in Eukaryota, Metazoa, Mollusca, Bivalvia, Venerida, Veneridae.